GGUCGCUACUUUCUAAACACUAAAGGACCUCAGACCUCAGCGCCGGUCACAUGACUGAAAGCUAAGAAUUGCUCAGUGGGUCGCUCAGCCAAUCCUGUGAGAGCAACAGCACAUGGCUAGUUGCUUCAACACCAAAUAUAAGCAGCUUUCUGACACUCACUUCGAUAUCAGUUUUUGAGAUCACCACUCAGAAAACAUGCCUGAAACCGUGAAAGCGCCCAAGAAGGGCUCAAAGAAAGCCGUCUCUAAGGCCACCAAGACCGGAAAGAAAAGGAGAAAGUCCAGGAAGGAGAGCUAUGCCAUCUACGUCUACAAAGUCCUGAAGCAGGUCCACCCCGACACCGGUAUCUCCUCCAAGGCUAUGGGCAUCAUGAACUCGUUCGUGAGCGACAUCUUUGAGCGCAUCGCCGGGGAGUCCUCCCGUCUGGCUCAAUACAACAAGCGCUCCACCAUCACCUCCAGGGAGAUCCAGACCGCUGUCCGCCUGCUGCUGCCCGGUGAGCUGGCUAAACACGCUGUGUCUGAGGGCACCAAGGCUGUGACCAAGUACACCAGCUCCAAGUAAACCCGCUGAUAACCAGCAACAACAAAACGGUCCUUUUAAGGGCCACACAACACUUCCUGAGAGCUGAAAUCCUGAUUGUCCUGUUAUAUCUAAUAAUUAAUAUUAUAUUGGGCUGUUCAAAAGUUUAUUGAAAUGAUCAUAUUUAUGCUAUAUGAUUCACUAUACCUCAUAGUUAUACUCCCCAAGUUAUUGAUGUUUGAGUAUGAAUGUAUAACACAUUUCCAGUUCUCUCCUUAAAUGCAACAUCAGGAAAGUGAAAUGUAGCAUCCCCAGCUGUGCUUAUUGUAAUAUCUACAUUUCAAUAAAGCCUGAUUGAAACGAAUUCAUCAGUCAGGCUACAUGUCAAUCUGGUCUAAGUCAAAUUUGUCUGUUGAAAGUCGUGUUAUUCAAUGCACUCCCUGAUAGUGGUCUGAAUUGUGACAAGUUGUAUUAACCCAAUGACUUCAUGCACAGAGCCCUGUCUUGAAAU
Messenger RNA from Labrus bergylta (ballan wrasse), 1034 nucleotides. RefSeq names its product histone H2B-like. Gene Ontology annotation, cellular component: nucleosome. NCBI's taxonomy places the organism in Eukaryota, Metazoa, Chordata, Actinopteri, Labriformes, Labridae. Gene Ontology annotation, molecular function: DNA binding; structural constituent of chromatin; protein heterodimerization activity. The record is from RefSeq and is a predicted model, not a curated record.